This is a messenger RNA of Cricetulus griseus (Chinese hamster), 3102 nucleotides long. The record is from RefSeq and is a predicted model, not a curated record. Lineage: Eukaryota; Metazoa; Chordata; Mammalia; Rodentia; Cricetidae.
UGGGAGGGUACCGAGCCCUGGCGCCAGAGGCUAAGCAGGGCCGGGUGCCCGGGCCGGAGCUCUCACGUCUGCGGGUGGUCCAUCCAGGUGAGAUGCGGCUGCUGCUGCUGCUGUGCCUCUGGUGGCUCUGGGGGCCGCUCAGUGCCCUGGCCCAGGGCGCCCCAGCGGGGACAGCUCGGGCCGAGGACGUGGUGGACUUGGAGUUUUCUACCGAGCGACCGCUCCAUCUCGUGAGUCCCUCGUUCCUGUCUGUCACCAUCGACGCCAACCUGGCCACCGACCCGCGGUUUCUCACCUUCCUGGGCUCUCCAAGGCUCCGCACUUUAGCCAGAGGUUUAUCUCCUGCAUACUUGAGAUUUGGUGGUACCAAGACUGACUUCCUUAUUUUUGAUCCCAAGAAGGAACCAACUUUUGAAGAAAGAAGUUACUGGCAAUCUCAAGUCAACCACGAUGUUUGCCGGUCUGAACCCGUCUCUCCUGACGUGAUGAGGAGACUCCAGGAGGAAUGGCCUUUUCUGGAGCUGUUGCUCCUCAAAGAACAGUACCAAAGAGAGUUCAAGAACAGCACCUACUCAAGAAGCUCAGUGGACAUGCUGUACAGUUUUGCAAAGUGCUCGGGGUUAGACCUGAUCUUUGGUCUGAAUGCAUUGCUAAGAACUCCGGAUUUGCGGUGGAACAGCUCCAAUGCUCAGCUCCUGCUGGAAUACUGUGCUUCCAAGGGUUACAACAUCUCCUGGGAACUGGGCAAUGAGCCCAACAGUUUCUGGAAGAAAGCUCACAUUUUCAUCGAUGGACUGCAGUUAGGAGAAGAUUUUGUUCAGUUUCGUAAGCUUCUACGAAAGUCAGCUUUCAAAAAUGCAAAACUCUAUGGUCCUGAUGUUGGUCAGCCUCGAGGGAAGACAGUUAAGCUGCUGAGAAGUUUCCUGAAGGCUGGUGGAGAAGUGAUAGACGCCCUUACGUGGCAUCACUACUACUUGAACGGACGAAUUGCCACCAAAGAAGAUUUUCUGAGCUCUGAUGUGCUGGACACCUUUAUUUCAUCUGUGCAGAAAGUUCUAAAGGUGACUAAGGAAAUGAGACCCGGCAAAAAGGUCUGGUUGGGAGAAACAAGCUCUGCCUACGGCGGUGGUGCACCCUCGCUGUCCAACACCUUUGCUGCUGGCUUUAUGUGGCUGGAUAAGUUGGGCAUCUCAGCCCAGAUGGGCAUAGAAGUGGUGAUGAGGCAGGUAUUCUUCGGAGCAGGCAACUACCACUUAGUGGAUGAAAACUUCGAGCCUUUACCUGAUUAUUGGCUAUCUCUUCUGUUCAAGAAACUGGUGGGUCCCCAGGUGCUCAUGGUGCGAGUGAAAGGCCUAGACAGAAGCAAACUUCGAAUGUAUCUCCACUGCACAAACACCCACCACCCAAAGUAUCAGGAUGGAGAUUUAACUCUGUAUGUCUUGAACCUCCAUAAUGUCACCAAGCACGUGAACUUGCCAUAUCAAUUGUUUAACAAGCCAGUAGACAAGUACCUUCUAAAGCCGUUUGGACCUGAGGGGUUACUUUCCAAAUCUGUCCAACUGAACGGUGAAACCCUGAAGAUAGUGGAUGACCAUACCCUGCCAGCUUUAACAGAGAAACCUCUCCGCCCAGGAAGCUCACUAGGCAUGCCUGCCUUUUCCUAUGGGUUUUUUGUCAUAAGAAAUGCCAAAAUUGCUGCUUGUUUGUGAAAAUAAAAGUCAUACAAUAGCACUGAGACGAGAGGGGUCAGGGGUGUUAUUCAUAAGACUGAAGCAAAACUCUGUAUGUAGCUGUAUGUAGGAAGGCCGACUUGUUAUCAAGCUCCAGAGCCUUGGGAGGACUGGGGCAUGCUUCAGUGCUGGAUUGAGUGUGAUGAUUUCAUUUAAAUCGAACACUGCAGGUGAUGACAGUUAAUGGUACUGUGUGUUAAAUGAUGCUUAGCAUCUUGCAUGCAUUAUUUUGGGGGUUAUUAAAAAUGUAUAGGAAUGCCUUUGAUAUGACCAAGAAGCAAAUGAGUGAAGGAUAUGUCAUGAUUUUUUUAAGCUUUGCUUUAUUUUAUUAUUAUUAUUAUUAUUAUUAUUAUUAUUAUUAUUAUUAUGCUUAGCAGAUUGUCAAAUCUGUCCUUCAGGAGCCUCUCUGUAGCUCAUUGCCACAACUCCACCGGGGCUGUAAAAGACAUUCACCUACUGUACACACCUCAGAGGAACUAAAAUGAAGAGAACAGGCCCCAUUCCCCUUGUUCUUCAGAAACCAUCUGUGAAAGGAGAGUAGGUUGGGUGGGAUAGUAUUAAAAACAAACAACAACCACAAAAACCAGUGACAACCACUGAGAGGGAAGGGAUGACAUAAGUUUGGAAAUGACUGUAAAGGAGACAGUUGGUUGACCCAGAAGUUUUAGGAAACACCUGACAUGUCAUUAUCAUCCUACUGUUUACUUUUUCUAUACCAUUAGUUCUUGCUUCGCUUGGGAAACUUUGGCCUGUGAGUAACAUAAACCUCUAAAGGAGGACAUUUAUAACCCCACAUGAGAAGUUGUUCAAGUGAGGCAAGAUCCAACAGUUGGACCCAUCCCCAGAGGGCGGCUUCUUUCACCUGCUGUCUUUAGCACUGGCUCUGUUCUUGACCUGGUCACAUGAUAACUGUGACUGGUCUACAGAUUCACUGAGAUCUGGCAGCAACCAGAGGAAAAGGAUGAGUGGUUUCUUCAGAAACCCAAAGAUAUCUUUCCUGGAGGUUUUCCCAGCAAGUCUUUCUUCAAGUCCCAAGUUCUACUGGCCAGGAAUAGACUAUGGUCAUUUCCCCAGGUACCACCCAUGACCAUUGGCUGCCUCUAAUUGGGGCAGAGAGGUUUGGUGGAGUCCAUAGCACUGGACAUUACAGUCCUAUGCUUUGAUCAAGUAACAAAAUAUAACUAUUUCUCCCCCCAGGAUUUUAACCCUCUUAAGGAUUAUGAUUCUAUAUGUUUGUGUCUGCUAUGAAUAUUAUCUUAAUUGAAUAUGAACACAUUCAACUUUAAAGUUUGGAUGCCUCAAUAUUCUCAAGUUUUUAUGCAAGCAGUUUUUAUAUUUUCACAUUUGAAAUAAACUAAUUUUAUAGCCUUAA